AUGCCCAUGCACCUGGUGUCUGGCCACUUGUUCCGCAUCAGACCAGUAAAGGUGGACUGGGCAUCCUACAUACAGUCGUCGGGGGAGGUGCGCGGCGGCGGCGGCGGCGGGGAGAAGCUGGAGCUGCGCAUGAGCAGCAUCAGGGCCGAGGUGCUGGAGCUGCUGCUGGAGUUCGUCUACACCGGCUCCCUCGUCAUCGACGCCGCCAACGCCAAGACCCUGCUGGAGGCCGCCAACCGCUUCCAGUUCAACACCUUCUGCAAGGUCUGCGUCUCCUUCCUGGGUGUGGCCGAGGUGAUUGUGUUGGUGGGGGGUCGGCAGGCCAUCGGGAUGAGUCAGCGUCCGCUGACGGCCGUCACCUGCUUCAACCCCCAGAACAGGAAGUGGUACCCUCUGGCCAGCCUGCCCUUCUACGAGCGCGAGUUCUUCAGCGUCAUCUCGGCCGGGGACAACAUCUACCUGUCAGGCGGUACAGAGUCUGGUGUGAUGGUGUCUGAUGUCUGGUGCUACAUGUCUCUUCUGGACAACUGGAACCUGGUGUCGCGUAUGACAUCGCCGCGCUGUCGCCAUAGCAGCCUGGUGUAUGACGGCAAACUGUACGCCAUCGGGGGACUCGGCGUGACCGGAAACCUGGAUCAUGUGGAGAGUUAA
Messenger RNA from Sardina pilchardus (European sardine), 651 nucleotides. RefSeq names its product kelch-like protein 29. Bases 1 to 651 code for a protein of 216 amino acids. The transcript has 5 exons. NCBI's taxonomy places the organism in Eukaryota, Metazoa, Chordata, Actinopteri, Clupeiformes, Clupeidae. Gene Ontology annotation, molecular function: protein binding. The record is from RefSeq and is a predicted model, not a curated record.